AUCUCCGUCACUAUCUGUCAGUGUUGCUGUUUUCACGGAUGCCGCCUCUUGAUACUGUUUCACGAAACGAAAGCUGAACUGAUAAUUGCGGUAGCUAGCAAAUAUCUACCUCAGGCCAGUAAGUUAGUAGUUUAUUACUUGUUUCUGUAUAGAUUUACAGAGUCCAAUGACUCGAGUCUCAUGACAGUACUAUAGUGAACGUUUUAUAGCUGAUCUGCAAUGGACACUCUUCGAGAUGGCAGCCCAGACAUUUAGAUAGAUAAAACUAGACAGACUUUAAAGCAGCUAUUCAAAACACCAUUGUGCCUAUUCAGAUGUGUGGACAAAACACCUUGAACUGUCUUCAUAUCCUUGAAUAAUUCUUUGAAUACACACUCGCUCUUGGACCGAGAAAAAGGACCAAAAGUACUAGCGAAUAGUUUACUUGUUUACCCAAACUGCAGCUUCAGGUGGUGUCUUACAAGCUUCAGCGAAAGAUAAGACUAUGGCCGAGGAAAAUACCCAGUUCUGCAGUAAUUGCAAGCAUGAUAUUCCAGAAGCCAACUUUACAACACAUGAGAUUCACUGUCGGCGGAAUAUUGCUCUCUGCGAGGUGUGCCAGGAGCCUUUUCCUCAUGCUGAGCUUGUGCAGCACAAAGAGAUGGAUCAUGCAGAGGAACAAUGCAAAUGUGGAUUAAAGAUAGAGAAAAGGUUCAUGGAGACCCACCAGAGGUCAGAAUGCAGUCAUCGGCUGGUCCCGUGUCAGUUCUGCGAUCUGGAGUUGGCCUCCUAUCAGGCUAAAGAGCAUGAGGAGUACUGCGGCACCCGUACCGAGCCUUGCCCUGUCUGCAAGUGUAACGUUAUGUUGAGAGAGCAACACAUCCAUCCAGCCCUGUGCGGAAGCCUGACUCCACCUCAGGAGAGGCACAGCAGUAGGGCAGUGUCCCAGUCUCCUGGAGCAUGGUUUGAGGCACACUCCAUCCAUAACCUGUUGAGGGCCCAGGAGAGGAGCCACAAUAAUAACAACACAGGGGCUGCAGACCGCAGGGGGCCACCACGACCUUUGGAGGACAGACUGCAUAACAGCCCAAGAGGAACAGUGAGGGGAGGGACCAGGAGAAACACAGAAACAAGGAACAGUGAAUUUGCUUAUUUGCUGGAUCAGGAAACAGAGCAGGGGAACAACAACAGCCUGCUGUGGUCUCUGGGACAACUGCCAGACUAUGAGUCCUCCAGUCUGGACUACAUGCUGGCCCUCAGCCUGCAGAGUGAAGGUGACUUGGAGGACCCCCGUCAGGAGGGCGUGUGGACUGAUGUGUGGGACCGCCACUUGGGAAGAACACCAGCCCAUAGCAAUCUCACUUCCCAACUCUCCUCCAGCACAAACAACAACUGCACUGCUGCACCCCCUAAAACCAACACGGCCCCAGGCCACAGCCCCUCCUCAAACAUCAUGCUGCCUUGCGAGUUCUGUGAAGAGCUCUUUCCGGAGGAAGACCUUAUCUUACACCAGACUGGCUGCAGCCCAGCCUCUGCUAUUGCUUCCUUCAGUAAACAAGCUCCCUCUUUUCAAUAUGAAGACAUCAUCACUCAAGGGGCUGGUCAUAUCAUUCCUCCCCGCACACCCAGUCCGCCCACCCUGCCCCUCUCAGUUUCUCCGCUCUCCUACAGUUCCUCCUCCAGCCCAGUUGAGGGCGACGUGCUCAUUCCUUGUGAGUUUUGUGGCGUUGCUUUGGAAGAGGAUGUGCUCUUUCACCAUCAGGACAAGUGUGACUUCCGCCCCCAGACAGCUUAUUCCGUGGAUGGAGUGUCUCCACAAAAACCAGACCAGAUCACCAAAGAGGCCCAGGAGAGGAGAUCUCCCGAGAAGCAGAGGAGGGUGAGACAUCAAGCUGACCCAGGUGAGGAGCUCCUGCAGCAGACGGCUCAGGGGUGGCAGAGAGGCACCUCAGGUUUGGACCAAUGGCCGCCCUCAGCCUACAGUUACACUAAGAACACAAAUGUUGAGCAGCAGGUGAAGAGCAGGAACCAAAGGCGCAAAGCUGUAGAAGCAAACACGUAUCUCAACGACAGCCUCAAGCCCCAUUCUACAACCACUUCGGGACCUCCACUCAGAGUAAGACUGGAAGGUCGAACGAGUGAGAAAAACACAGAGACACCAAAGGUGCCUAAAAAGCAUAAUGUUGAAAAAGAGGAGGAAUAGAAAAAGAGGAGGAGAAAAAUAAACCAAUCUUAGUCUCUGUGACUCAAAGCAGUGACCUGUUAUUACUGUUUGUAGGCUAUUUUGUUUGCGUCUGUAAAAUAUUUACAUGUCCAGGUGAAUUUAUCAAAUCUUUGGCUUGUAAAUGUAUUUCUUUGAUUGCACAAUUUUUUUUUUUAAUUCUUCAUAGUAUUUUUUCUAUGGUGUUUGAGUGGGAUUUUAAAUGUUUGUUUUUGUUAUAUUUUCUGUUUCAAAGACAUUAGAGAACUGUUUUGUAUUUUAUUUAAAACUACACAAGUUAUAAUAUAGAAACUCGCAUAACACUUUACUGUAAUGUUGUAUAUAAAGUUGUAUACAUUAGGUAUACCUUAGGUAAUGCAAAUGUGAACAGUGGACAAUACAGCAUUUAUUAAUCUUGAUUAAUAUUAAUUUCUACAUAUAUUUUAACAUUAACAUUUGUGUAUGUUUAUACUGUUAGUUCAUAAUGCAUUGUGAACUAGUCAUUCACUAAUGACCAAUAUAAUAUUUAGGAAUUGACAUAAAAAUUAUAAUUAAAUGCUGUAAAAUAAUUAUAAAGAAUGCAUUAACUAAUUUAUUGGUUAAUGUUCUUCAGCAUACCAUAUUGUGAAGUGUCACAAAAAUGACAAAUUCUAAUUUUAGAAUGUAUAUUUAAAACAUCUCCUAUAGUGCAACAAAAACAACAAAAAAUCAUUCAAACUUCAAAUUUGUGGAUAUUUUAGAGCUAUUAUUGUAAGACUGUCUGUAUGGUGGCAUAAUUGGUUUUGAUGUUAUUAUGAUUGUUUAUCUUCCUUUGGUCAUGUAACACAUCUUUUCAAUAAAAAGAUCUUACUGCUGCUGAA
This is a messenger RNA of Megalobrama amblycephala (Wuchang bream), 3039 nucleotides long. RefSeq names its product TRAF-type zinc finger domain containing 1 (gene trafd1). The transcript has 11 exons. Gene Ontology annotation, molecular function: zinc ion binding. Bases 485 to 2182 code for a protein of 565 amino acids. NCBI's taxonomy places the organism in Eukaryota, Metazoa, Chordata, Actinopteri, Cypriniformes, Xenocyprididae. The record is from RefSeq and is a predicted model, not a curated record.